GAGCUUCGCGACCACGGUACCGGUCCUCGACGAGGCAGGGGAUUACGAGUGCGACGCAUGUGACGACAGCGAGUGUUUCGGGCUCUACGAAAUGGAGUUCGAUGAGCAGGAGCUCGCCACCAUCCUAGUUUCGCUGGACUCACAGGAUCUUGACGAGGAGCACAUCAUCGAGGUGUUCGCUGAGGUGACGCUCCCUCAGCGUCGUCGUACGUGGGCAGAGUCUAGGCAGCUCAAGACGAACAGAAAAGUGGACAGGGAUUUCUUUGACCGCAGCAAGGGAAAGGGAACGAAGAAGGUCACCAGAGACGAUUUUAAAAAGAGGUCCCGCUGUUCGAACUGCGGGGAAAAAGGGCAUUGGCGAGAAGACUGUCGACGACCAUAUCGGAGUAAGGCCGAUAGGCUGAAGUCCGAGUCAUCACGGCCGGCAGCGGUCAACAAGGGCCCGGACAAGAAGCCAGCGCAGAGCUCGUUCUACUUCAAUUUGGACUACGACGCGACUCACUCCGGGACGAGCUGGGCAGCGAUUUUGGAUGAGUCGGGCCAGGUGGGCUCGCUCUCCGCUGCCGCCGCGACUGCGGGUCAGGUGGACCAGCAGGAGCACGACCUGGGUCAGGUGGAUCUGGAGAUGCUCGCGGCGGCGACGCUGCAGGACAUGGACGAGUAUGCGCUGGUAGACACCGCUGCUGGACAGGCUCUGAUUGGCACACCAGACAUCGACAAGUUGAGGGCUGCUUUCAAGAAAAAGGGUUUCGAGAUACACUUUGUCGACACCGACAGAGUCCCCACGGCGAACGGAGUCGGAGGAAAAGUUAAGCCAGUCGGAGUUGCAGCAGUUCCAGUGUCGCUUCAACAUUGUGGAGUAGUGGAGUUCCUGGUCCUCCCGCAUCCUUGCCCUCCCUUGCUUCCGGCGAAGUUUUUCGAUUUUCUGAGGGCAGUAAUAGACCUGCGUCGUGAUGUGAUGACGAUUGGAGAGGACGGAAGUCGACGUGAUUUGGAUCUGCUCAAGCUUCCUUCGGGGCAUCGAGCAGUAUCAUUGAUAGGAUGCAAGCCGAGCGAGUUCGCCAUCAGUGAGGAUCUGGCCAGCAAAUUUCCGCCUUUCGUCGAGAAGGCAGGUCGUGGUGAUGUCUGGGCAGCGAUCCCGAUGACGCUCCAGGACUGCUGGGUUCAGGUUCCAGGUGCUGUUCGUCGAGUGCACGUGGGCCCUCGCCGUGAGGCUUUCAGUUUCCCCGAGGCUGAGCCGCCUCCUGUUCCAGUCUCGCAGUCAGGGCCGGGCCGUGUCACGUGCCAGAUGCUUGACAGUGAGUUUUCCGCUUGCAGCGUUGUCGAGAGCACCUGGGUCGACGGCAUCCCGAGCGAGACCCUGAGCUUCACGGGCCGCUGGAUCGGGCACGCCGAGUUCCCGAUCGAGCGCUCGAAUCAGGACUUAGGGGAAGGGCUGCAGCGGGGCACGCGCCAGGCGCUGAAGGCCCAGCGCGACGACUUCCAGCCCGACGAGGACCUGGAGGUCAUUCCCGAGAACACGGAGGAGGACCCCGACUCGGAGCUCGAGAUGAAUUGGGACCAGACUCCAGAUCCUUGGAUAGACGGCAUGCUGAGCUCAAUCAACAACGAGGAGGAGAGCAUGACGGCGGUGGAGAAGGAGCUGUUCUUCGAGGGUGCCUUCCUGCUCAGCCCAGCUGCGCGCACCUGGAGGAGGUGGUCGAUCAAGAUGAUGCUGUACCUCAGGGUGUGUGCGAUUUCCCGUCUGUCGGCGAUCGUAGCCCCUCGCAUGUCCAAGGUGAAGAGCGAGGAGGAGGAAGCGAAAGCGAGCUGCUCCCAUCCGAUGGAGGCGAGGUGGAGCGGCGGAAACGGGUACGGGUACUACACGAAGUGCCGGAUCUGCGACACCCGGCUCAGCUUCGUGAGGAAAACGAAGGAGGAGAUCGAGGAGACCAAGCGCAAGGUGCUGGCCAAGCGCGAGUCCAAGACGAAGGUCGAGAAGGAGGAGUCGCCGGCGGAGAUCAAGGUCGAGCCUCCGCCGAGGUACAAGGCUCCGUCGAGGUACGUCGAGUUCUGCGACGGGGUGCCAGUCAAGCCGCCACCGCCGACGGCGAAGAAGUCCUUGCCAGUCACGAAGCCGAGAGCGAUCAGCAGCGCGGCAGGCAGCGCCGGUGCGGCGAGCAGCAGCAGCGGCAAUCUCAGCAACAUCGAGAAGGGCUUCGAGACGAUGCAGUGGAUGAUGGUGGAGGACCGCAAGGAGCGCCAACAGCAGAUGGACCUGCUGAUCAGUGUGAUGAAGGGGCUCGGAGCUCUGCGCCCGGUGGCCGCGCCUCAGGAGGACGAGGAGAGCUAG
Messenger RNA from Prorocentrum cordatum, 2332 nucleotides. The record is from the annotation of a GenBank genome assembly. NCBI's taxonomy places the organism in Eukaryota, Dinophyceae, Prorocentrales, Prorocentraceae.